Annulohypoxylon truncatum is the source of this 1092-nucleotide messenger RNA. Its product is annotated as actin-related protein 2/3 complex, subunit 1. Gene Ontology annotation, molecular function: actin filament binding. NCBI's taxonomy places the organism in Eukaryota, Fungi, Ascomycota, Sordariomycetes, Xylariales, Hypoxylaceae. The transcript has 3 exons. The coding region runs from base 1 to 1092 and encodes 363 amino acids. The record is from RefSeq and is a predicted model, not a curated record. Gene Ontology annotation, cellular component: Arp2/3 protein complex; actin cytoskeleton. Gene Ontology annotation, biological process: Arp2/3 complex-mediated actin nucleation.
AUGGCCGCCCCUGAGGUUCAUCAUCUCUUCCACCGCCCCAUUGCCGACCACUCUUUCUCAGCCGAUCGCAAGACCUUAGCUGUAGCUAAGGAUUCUACAAUCGAGCUGUAUGGAAGAGUUGGCAAUUCUUUCAAGCUGAAAGAUGAGUUGAAAGGUCAUGAUAAGACCAUCACUAGUGUCGAUAUCGCUCCAGGUAGUGGUCGAAUCGUCACAUGUUCCCAAGACCGCAACGCUUUAGUCUGGGAGCCUUCGCCUCCUGGCUAUAAGCCUACUCUGGUACUUCUCAGGAUUGCUCGGGCCGCCACCUUCGUUCGUUGGUCUCCAUCCGAGACUAAGUUCGCUGUGGGGUCCGGAGACAGGGUCAUCGCUAUCUGUUAUUUCGAAGAAGAGAAUGACUGGUGGGUCUCGAAGCAUCUCAAGAAGCCUAUCCGGAGCACCAUCACCACCGUUAACUGGCAUCCCAACUCGGUCUUGCUCGCUGCUGGCUCUACCGACGCCCACGCAAGAGUCUUCUCAAGCUUCAUCAAGGGCGUCGACGCUCGUCCAGAGCCUAGCGUUUGGGGUGAGCGUCUGCCCUUCAACACGGUCUGCGGUGAAUUCCUCAACAACUCCGCUGGAUGGGUUCAUUCUGUCGCUUUCUCUCCGAGCGGUGACGCCCUCGCCUUCGCUGCCCACGACAGCAGCAUCACCGUCGUCUAUCCAACUGCCCCUGAGCAACCUCCGAAGGCCGUGAUCAGUGUCAACACUCAACUCUUACCCUUCAUGAGCCUCAUUUGGAACGGUGAAAGCGAGAUCAUCGCGGCCGGAUACGACUGCGAGGCGUUCAGAUUUAGAGGUGAUGCAUCCGGAUGGCAGCUAAGCGGUACCCUGGAAUCCAAGGGAAGACCUGGUUCGGGAGAUGCUCGGGAAGAGUCUGCUUUGAACAUGUUCCGGCAGAUGGACUUGAAAGGCAAGGUCAAAGAUGAUACUCAGCUAAAAACCGUCCACCAGAACACGAUCUCGACAGUACGCGUUUACGAAUCCGAUGGCGGACAUGUCACAAAAUUUAGCACGAGCGGCGUUGAUGGUAGGAUUGUCAUCUGGCACACUUAG